Messenger RNA from Mirounga angustirostris (Northern elephant seal), 2557 nucleotides. It is a transcript of the gene TGFBR3L, whose product is annotated as transforming growth factor beta receptor 3 like. Lineage: Eukaryota; Metazoa; Chordata; Mammalia; Carnivora; Phocidae. Gene Ontology annotation, cellular component: cell surface. The coding region runs from base 331 to 1194 and encodes 287 amino acids. The record is from RefSeq and is a predicted model, not a curated record. Gene Ontology annotation, biological process: cell migration; transforming growth factor beta receptor signaling pathway; epithelial to mesenchymal transition. The transcript is spliced from 6 exons. Gene Ontology annotation, molecular function: transforming growth factor beta receptor activity; glycosaminoglycan binding; transforming growth factor beta binding.
AGGGGUUGGGGCCUCUGCACCCGGGCGGGGGACUGAAGCCCAGCCGGGCCCGGAAGGGUCGUAUUUGUAGUGAGUUGCCGCAUAUCAAGUGACCAGUGUGCCGGACCUCCCUCCCCACCACCCCGCCAGCCACAGGUUGGCCAGAGAGGAGCCCUUAAUCCCUGGCAGACCUUGGGCGCCGGCUCUGAUGCACACCCCUCAGUCCACCGCCCCCGCCUCCUGGGGUGGCUGCUCAGCCAAGGACAGGGCCGCCUGCCCACCUGUCGGGCCUGGGUGCCGUCUGGCGGGCAGCUGCACUCCUGGGGCACACUUCGGGGGCGCCGGUCCAGCAUGCUGGGUGCCACGCUCCUGCUGCUGGCCCUGCUCCCCGGGGUUGCCACCUUGCCCAGCGGACCACCUGCGCCCCCAUUCCCCGCGGCGCCCGGGCCCUGGCUGCGCCGUCCCCUUUUCCGUCUGGAGCUGUCGGACGCGGAGGAGGCCUUCCCGCGCCGCGCGGGGCCGCUCGAGGUCCCGGCCGACAGCCGCGUGUUCGUGCAGGCGGCCCUGGCCCGACCCUCUCCGCGCUGGGGCCUGGUCCUGCACCGCUGCUCCGUGACGCCGUCCUCGCGCCCGGCCCCGGGGCCCGCCCUGGCGCUGCUGCGCGGGGGCUGCCCCGCCGACUCCUCGGUCGUCCUCCCGCCGCCGCCGCCGCGCCCAGGUGCUGCCGGCUCCGCGCGCUUCAGCUUCCGCCUGCGCCCGGUCUUCAACGCCUCCGUGCAGUUCCUGCACUGCCAGCUGAGCCGCUGCCGCCGCCUCCGGGGAGCCCGCCGGACACCUGCGCCUCUGACGCUGCCGCCGCCAUCGCUGUGUCUGCCUCAGGAUGAGGCGUGCACGGGCGCCGGCAGCGGCGAGAGCCUGGGUGCCGACAGUCCCCACCUGCACACGCUGACGCAGCCCAUCGUGGUCACAGUGCCGCGGCCACCCCCCAGGCCAUCCAAGGGCGUCCCCGGCAGAGCCGUGCGCCCCGAGCCUCCGGCCGCGGCCCCCGCGGCCCUGGAGCCCGCGCCCGUGGUGGCGCUGGUGUUGGCUGCCUUCGUGCUGGGCGCCGCGCUGGCCGCCGGGCUCGGCCUCGUCUGUGCGCACUCAGCGCCCCCAACCCCCGGUCCGGCCCCGAGAGACUCGCCCAGCGGCCCCCAGCCCAGGAUGCCCCAGUGAGGCAGGUAAACGGGGGUACGGGUGGGGGGAAAGGGUUGUAACGUGGGGCCGGUAGGACAGCUGGAAGAGGGAGGUGAUGAUAAUGGCGUUUUAGGCGUUCCCUGUGCCGGGGAGUGUUCGGAAGGUUUCAUGCCUAUUAAUUAAUGUAAUCCUCAUAACAACGUUCAGGUAGAUAUUAUUAUAAUCCCCAUAUUAGAAAUGAGACCCAUGAGGCACUCUCUGAAGUAACUUGUCAAAGGUCACAAAAUUUGGUGGAGCUGGAAUUCAAACUCGGGCACUGGGUCGGUCACCCGUGGCCAACUUCGGGCUCUGUGUCACAAGAGGGGUCCUCAAACCUCGGACAGACACUAGAUGAGGAGAAUUCGCGACUCAGACCUAGCACCCACCCUCACUCCCGCACACAGACUGACGGAGGAGGCCAGUGAUCCGCUGGGAAGGGGGUGGCCUGCGUUGUGUCCUCUCCUUCGCUCAGCCUGGGUAGCCCCUCGCCAGGGAUGGCGCACCCCCAGCAAGGUCCCGAGACACACCAGCCACGGCCUCGAACCAGGCCCGCCAGGACUGCACCGGCCGCGGCCCACCUCGGACCCGACGGGACCACUGUCUCUGCUCCGAACCCUCCCGCCCCCGACGCGCUCCUCCUCGCACCCUCCCACCUGGGCUCAAAAUAAACAUCUGGUCUGACCUGCUGAGUUCUGAAGUCUGCGUGUGAGCUUGGCGCGGGUAUAGGGGGCAGGAAGCAGAGGCCUUGGACCAGGCCUUGGGGGCCGGGCUCACACGCCCAUGUAUACGUGUGCAGAUGGAGGCCAGGGGAGAUCCAAGGGAGUUUUUCCCAAACAGAAAGGGACACCCAAGCCCACGUGCUUAAGUUUUAAUAAGCUCCGCCUCCUUCCUCAAGCCCUGCACCUGCCCACCUGCCUCCGGCGGUCUUCCCAAAGCCAGGCUUUCUCCGCUCUCCACCCCCACCCUGGACUCUGCCCUCGCUAAGGCCUUGACCUCUGGUCUCUGCUCCAGCGCCCUCUGUCUAGUCUAGAGCUCGUAACUGUCUCCUGUCCGACUUCCUCCCUUCCCUCGAGCGGGACUACUAGCUCCAUUUCACAAAUGAGGAAACUGAGGCUCGGCUCGGCCAUAUCACUUGCUCUAGGUCCUCAGGGCUAGCCAACCCCACAGCCCAGGUUCUUGGCUACCACUGAACAGCUGCCUUCCUGCCAGGGUCCACUCCUUUUGGAGAAGCAAAGCACACAGUAGGAGUUUCGCGAGACUCAGUCCCGGAAUGGAGGGAGGGCGGGAGAUCUAAGGUCUCGGCUCCAGUUCACGGAGGAGAUAAAAUGCAGGCAGGUGGGGUGUCUCAUGCGCCCCCACCUCC